Molecule: messenger RNA, 1449 nt
Organism: Ooceraea biroi (clonal raider ant)
Lineage: Eukaryota; Metazoa; Arthropoda; Insecta; Hymenoptera; Formicidae
Product: bolA-like protein 3
Cellular component (GO): mitochondrial matrix
Source: RefSeq, a predicted model, not a curated record
UUUCAUGCGUCAUGACAUGACGCUUUACCUCUCGACGUGCGUCGUUGCGUGUUCAGAUGUAUCUCAUGCUGCAUCCGAUUGAUCUGAUAGAUAUUUUUCCUGACAACAGUCUGAACGAAAAGCGUAUAAAAUUAACUCGACGAGAUAUUAUUUUAAGUUCCUUUAUUAAAUCACGAUGAUUACACUAAAAUUGAUGUAAUUGUUAUCAUCUACGCAUGAUUAGAUGUUUGUGCUCAUCAUUAAAAAAAAUUAUGCAUAAUCCAAGGUCCGUAAAUCGCUCGGAACGAUUCUGAGAGCGCGACGCUUCAAGAUAACUCCUCACGCGUUAGAUGAUAUCUUUCGGUCGUUAGAUAGCAUUCUAUCUUUCUUUUUGUUCGAAAGAAGGAUAGAGUGUUUUGUAGCAUUCGCAGCACUAACUGGACUACAGCCGAUAUCGGUCACGUGGCCUCGAUUUUGCAUAUGAUGUAGAAAUCAGCUGAUCGACGACCUAACACUACCUAACCUACAAUAGCGCGUGCGUAAGAUUGAGGUUAGAGUCGAGUCAGCCGGCGGCACUCUUCGUCAGUUAUCUGGACGGGAGGAGAUCUAUCAACGGACUAUCCUGACAGGAAAGGAUUAACACGCAGUGGGGAACGACCACGACUCGUGCGGUUAUGUAUAAACGCGCAAUCACGACGGGCUCCCGCCGCAUAUCGCUGCUGUCACGACUAUGGAACGGGUCCAGCGGUGUGCUCGCGGGUAAACAAGCCGAACAGAAGAUGAUAUCUAUCCUGAGGAACAGGUUUCCCAAAGCCCAGCUAAUUGAGGUUACCGACAUGUCAGGUGGAUGCGGCGCUAUGUUCGACAUAAGCGUGGUCGCUCCAGAAUUCAAAGGACUGAACACCGUGAAGCAGCAUCGCAUUAUCAACGAGGUCCUCAAAGAAGAAAUCAAAGAUAUGCACGGUCUUCGAAUACACACGGGUAUUCCGCAAUCGUAAAUUUUAUAAUAUAUCACGGACGACAAUGAUGCAUUAUAUCAGUUUCACAAAAACGAUAUUUAAUACCGCCUCUUUUUCGUUCGAUUUUCGAACAAGACUUGAAAAAAUCCUUUGUGAUGUAUAUUUUGUCAUAGCAUGUGAAGGAAAUGUUACACACAAAACGAAGUUUUGUAAAGGAAAUUAGUGUGUUAUAAAAAGAAAUCAGUAAUGCCUUAUUUCAAAUUGAAGAAGUGUGAUUUCUUGAUUCAUGACAAAACAAGCCUAUUAUUAACGACGUGAGAAAUAUUAAAAGAAUAAUUUGUGCACAUAGCGAAAAACUGUGCUUAAAUUAUUAUAUUUAAUGAGAUAAUUUUUAUGCAGCAUACAAUAGGUAUUGCAAGAUUCUACAAUGUUGUUAAUAUUGCUACAUAAUUAUAUUAGAUAUACUAUUUAUGUAAUAUACAAAAAAAUAUACUGCGAGCGAACAUGGUAA